Hyalella azteca is the source of this 1034-nucleotide messenger RNA. RefSeq lists its product as uncharacterized. The coding region runs from base 59 to 823 and encodes 254 amino acids. NCBI's taxonomy places the organism in Eukaryota, Metazoa, Arthropoda, Malacostraca, Amphipoda, Hyalellidae. The transcript has 7 exons. The record is from RefSeq and is a predicted model, not a curated record.
GCUGCCGCCGUGACAUUCGUACGGCGCUUACCACUCUGAUCAGACGAUCCCGUUCAUCAUGCAGGCGCCGUCAUCAAUUUUGGUUUUGGCCACCGCGCUCACGGUGGCCUCGGCCUACGAGUUGGACUUGGUGGACUUCUGGGCCAAACGAGGGGCAAUCAAGAACAUGGAGAGCUGCCUGGGCAAGAGCGGCACGCAGGCGUGGCAGACGGAAGUGCAGCAGGCGCUCGCUGCCUGUGACGGUCUCAACGAAGACAACAGUGCACAGAAGAUCGACUUCCUCGACGGCGUCAAUUGGAACAAGAUUAUUGGCGCGUACUCCCCCUCCCACUAUUACCGCCAGAAGCGGUCAGCAAUGGAAGAAAGGAUUGAGAACAUCAAAGGGAAAUUCAGGUUCCACGUUCAUCGCUUCAGAUGCAUCAUGCAGCGUCUCGGCCUGACAGACACCAACAACCGCAUCACUCCUGACGCGCUGGUGCAGCGCUACAGAGCUCUAGGCAUCCCGCGCACCCUGCUGGCUGACAUCGAGCAGGGCGUGCUGCAGUGCAACAAGAUGGCUCAAUGCAUGCCGGUGACUGCGUCGACCAACUUGCCUGUCCCGGCCGACCUGCUGCGUACCAAGUCGUACCUGGAGUGUGAGAGCUACCUGAGGUACUGGGCCUGCCUCAAGAACGACGUCAGGGACGAUGUCAGCGUCGGCAAGUUUGAUCUGUCAGGCGUGGACGGAACUUUGGACUUCUUGCCCAGCGACGAGGCAAGGGCCGCUACGAUCCUCAUGGCCGAGGAGCUGCAGGGUGGAGAUGACUACAACCUCUACGAGUAAAGCCUGCAGGCAAUCGCACCAAGGCUGAUUAAAAAUCUAUAGGAGCGUUGCAACAUCUUCUAGUAACUUUUCGGUUGAAAUAUUUCAAUAAAAAUUUGGUAAUAAUGAGCCGAAUUUUCUUAACAUGUAUCGAUAAUUUCUUUGUUUUGAAUUUCAUAAAUGUACUUGAAAUUGUAUUACUUCUGUGUUUUACUAAAAGUUAAUGACGUUG